GAUGUUAUAAUUAUUAAAACUAAAAUGUUAUACUUAUGGAUUCACUUUUAGAAACAUUUGUUAAAAUUCUUUAUAUUAUAGGUGUGUGCGUAGAUAUUAGAGCAUCUUGAUGAUAGCUUCAUAGAGAAAUUAUAUAAUUAAUGCCAAAAUGAUAUCGUGGAGGAAAUCUUAUACAAUACCUGAAAUUCAUUAGCAGAAACAGAUGAAUGAUUGCAUUUAGCAAUAAUAGAUUCUUGACGUUAUAGAAUUAUUUUGAGAAUAUAAA
Molecule: messenger RNA, 265 nt
Organism: Paramecium octaurelia
Lineage: Eukaryota; Ciliophora; Oligohymenophorea; Peniculida; Parameciidae
Source: the annotation of a GenBank genome assembly